UUCAAAUUGUAGACAACAUCACUGCAUUUGAGUCAAUUUUCGAGCUGUCAUUUCGUCCGAUUUCUACAUCUCAAAAAGACAAAAUCAAUUUUAUUCAUCACCAAGAAGUCGAUAGAAUUUACAGAAAUGGCAUCUAAAGUGUCCGGGCUUGUGAACUCGCUCAUUGUGCAAGGACGACCGAAGUUCAACAUUUUCUUGAAAUAUGCUAAGGUGGAACUGACCCCUCCAACACCAGGUGACAUUCCAGCCAUUCGAGCAGGUCUUGGUAAAAUCAUUAACGGUGCAAGAACCGGAGCCUGGAAAAAUGCGACUGUCAGAGAUGCUUGGCUAAACACUUUGGUAACAGCUGAAGUGUUCUUCUGGUUCUAUAUUGGUGAAUGUAUCGGUAAACGCCAUUUGGUUGGAUACGACGUUUAGAAUGCAAACUCUUCUAAGAAUAUGUAAAAUUUCAACCGAACGAGUUGUGUAAAAUGUGUUUUGCGAAUAAAUUUAUUUGAUUCUAAUAAAUAA
Molecule: messenger RNA, 510 nt
Organism: Bradysia coprophila
Lineage: Eukaryota; Metazoa; Arthropoda; Insecta; Diptera; Sciaridae
Gene: ATPsynG
Product: ATP synthase, subunit G
Biological process (GO): proton motive force-driven ATP synthesis
Molecular function (GO): proton transmembrane transporter activity
Source: RefSeq, a predicted model, not a curated record